CCCCCCGUUGGCCCGUCAGCUGAUCUUGUGUCAUAUAGGAACAGGACACGACCCGAGGAGGUGUGGUGGAGGCUUCGCUGUGUGUGUUUUGACCCUCACAGGCCCCUAGGAAAACAUAAACCAGAGAUGAGAUGACACACAGGAAAACGGAUCUGAGACCGACAUUGGCCAGCAUGUCUUAUGACCGGCUGGGGGAGGAUCCAGGGGGGCAGAGUCUCCACCGUGCCUUGCUACAGCCGGGCACGGAGGAGGAGCUGGUGGUCUUCGGGUACCGCUCCUCGCCCUGCCGCACCGCCCUCUACCACCUCCUCGCCCUGCUCACCCUCGGCGUCCUCUACCUGGUGACCUAUUGGCGCCCGGAGUGGAAGGUUUCGUGGACCACCAGAAAGUGUGAUCUCGCCGAAGCGGAUUGUCUUAUUCUUAUGGAUCGAGAUGGGAAGACACAUGUUGUGGAUGUACGAGUGGAAGAUGUGGAUGCUGGCUUUCCGCAGCAGUAUGUGGUCACCUCCCAGAAUGGAAAUUGUGGAGCCACUGUCAAUGGGGUCUCAGAUUCCACCCACCUGACCCACCCCCCUUUGAGAGUAAUGCGUUACUUUCUCCACCAACACCUGAAGUAUGUUUGGGUGCCGGAGAAGUGUACGUUCCUACGGCUCAAUGGCUAUGACCAGAAUACUCAGAUCAGCACACUACUCACUGAAUUUAGGGGUUACACUGUUCAAGAAGAACUGCAAAGGCAGCAGCUGUAUGGCCUCAAUGUGAUAAGUAUAGAAGUGAGGUCCUACUUCAGCCUCUUGGUGACAGAGGUUCUCAACCCAUUCUACGUCUUUCAAAUUGCCUCCAUAAUGUUGUGGUCCUUCGACAACUACUACCUCUACGCCAGCUGCAUCUUCCUCAUAUCCCUGUUGUCCAUCCUUGUCUCUCUCUAUGAAACGCGCAAGCAAAGUCAGUCUCUGCACGACAUGGUUGAGGCGUCCAACGUCAGCACCGUCUUGGUGUUGCGAACCACACCAGAGAAGACUUCAGUUGAGGUGGAGGUGAACAGCAAGGAGCUGGUGCCUGGUGACGUGGUGGUGGUGCCUCCGGGGGGAUGCACAAUGUCGUGUGAUGCUGUUCUCAUCUCUGGCACUGCUAUUGUGAAUGAGAGCAUGCUGACAGGAGAAAGUGUGCCAGUUACCAAGACUCCCAUUACUGUGUCAGAGGAAGAGGAAGUGUACUCGGCUGAGCACCACAAGAGACACACACUCUUCUGUGGCACGGCCGUCAUUCAGACGAGGUACUAUGGCAGUGCUCAGGUGCUGGCUGUUGUAGUAAGAACAGGCUUCAGCACGGCUAAAGGGGAGUUAGUGCGCUCCAUCCUUUACCCUCGGCCCUUGGACUUCAAGUUUUACAAAGAUGCAAUGAAGUUUAUUAUCUUCCUCUUCUUCAUAGCUUCCAUUGGCAUGUCGUACUCUGUAUACAUUUACACCUUGCAUCAGGAGGGUUUUGUCAAGACUCUGGUCCGUACACUGGACAUAGUAACCAUUGUGGUGCCACCGGCCCUGCCAGCAGCCAUGACAGUGGGUACUUACUACGCUCAGAGCAGGCUAAAGAAGAAAUCAAUAUUCUGCAUAUCUCCGCCUAGGAUAAAUGUUUCUGGCAAGACCAAGUUGGUGUGUUUUGACAAGACUGGAACUCUGACAGAGGAUGGCCUGGAGGUGUGGGGUGUUCUGGAGGCCAAGGGAAGUCUUCUGGGACCGCCUGUUAUGGACGCAUCCACCAUUCAUUACACCUCUCACCUUGUGGCUGGCAUGGCCAGUUGUCACUCCUUGACGUACCUCCAAGGCACGCUGACUGGAGAUCCUCUUGACAUUAAGAUGUUUGAAGCCACCAAAUGGGAGCUGGAGGAGCCUGAUGAGGAAGACACUCACCGAUUUGAUAGCCUGAUUCCCACUCUUGUCCGUCCCCCUCCCUCUUCCCUCUCCUCACCACCUGUCUGUGGGUCUUCUGCACCAUUCUCCCUUUCUUCUGUGCCUUUUUCACUGCCAUCUUGUGUGGACCCAGCACCUCCAUCACCAACACCUUCCCCAGCAUGGGCCUCCAGCUCUGGUAGCAAACUGGAGGGUGGUGGCAGCUUGAGGCAAGGCAGCUUCAGCAAUAAGACUCUGGAGGAACCCUCGCCAGGCUCCACAAACUAUGAUCAAGUAGCACCCACGGUGGUGAAGCCCAGCCACCAAGAGACAUAUGUGGAUCCUCCUCGCAUCGCUGAUGUUCUGGAUACUUCCUUUGAGGUGCCGUAUGAAAUUGGAAUAGUGCGUCAGUUCCCAUUCAGCAGCAGCACCCAGCGCAUGUCAGUCAUUGUGCGAUACCUUGGGCAGCAGCGGAUGGACCUCUAUGCCAAGGGAGCCCCGGAGGUGAUCAUGAGCCUUUGUCGCCCAGAGACGCUGCCUGAUGACUUAGGAACCAUCUUAAACCAGUACACAGUGCAGGGCUUUCGGGUCAUUGCUUUGGCUCAUCGCCGCCUGCGAACAAAGCUGUCCUGGCACGCUGCACAAAGAGUGCCUCGCUCUGAGGUGGAGACUGACCUGGAUUUUGUUGGGCUGCUGGUACUGCAGAAUAUGCUCAAGCCAGAAACAACGCCUGUGAUCCUGCAGCUGGCCAAGGCAAACAUCAGGACUGUCAUGGUUACAGGUGACAACAUCUUGACGGCAAUCAGUGUUGCUCGUGACUGUGGCAUGGUCGGGGCCUCAGACAGAAUGCUGGUGGCCAAGGCUUCACCUCCAACUGAAGACCAGCCGGCAUCCCUCAUCUUUGAGCCGACUGAUGCUCCAGAUGCUAUGACUCAUCAUGCCAGUAAUGGGAAACCUGUGUGUCUGAACCUGGAGUCCAAAUACCACUUUGCUGUAAGUGGGAAAGCCUGGGCUGUGAUAUGUCAGUAUUUCCCUGACUUGGUGCCACGAGUUGUGUCCUGUGGCACUGUCUUUGCUCGAAUGUCCCCAGACCAGAAGGCGCACCUUGUAGAAGAGCUCCAGGCCAUCAACUACAUUGUUGCCAUGUGUGGGGACGGUGCUAAUGACUGUGGGGCCCUGAAAGCAGCACAUGUAGGCAUCUCCUUGUCAGAAGCUGAGGCUAGUGUAGCUGCACCCUUUACUUCCCACAUCAGCAACAUAGAGUGUGUGCCUCAGGUGGUGUGUGAGGGGCGCUGUGCACUCACCACUAAUUUCUCUGUUUUCAAGUACAUGGCCCUCUACAGCAUCAUCCAAUUUGUCUCAGUUCUCAUUCUGUAUUCUGCCUAUUCCAAUCUUACUGAUGCACAGUUCCUUUACAUCGACCUCUUCAUUGUGACUGUUGUUGCAAUCUUCAUGGGCUACACUGGACCCAGCCAAGAACUGGUGCCUGAAAAACCCUUAGGAAGCCUCUUAGGUGCUGCAAAUAUAUUCUCCAUCCUCUCACAGAUUUUUCUAGUUGUCUUCAUUCAAGUAAUUGCAUAUGUUUACCUUCUCCAGCAGUUUUGGUUUAAUCCCAAUGAGCCGGUUAAGGGAGAUGCAGAUAACCUGGUGUGCUGGGAGAGUACCACCAUCUUCUAUGUUUCAAGCUUCCAGUACCUCAUCUUGUGCAUCACCUACUCUCCGGGCAAACCUUUCAGGAAGCCGCUAAUCACAAAUGUAUGGCUGGCAGUGGCACUCCUGGUGCUUGGGACAGCCAAUCUGCUGAUGGUCAUGUCUCCGUGGUCCUGGCUGAUGGACUUCAUGGGGCUCUACCAUGAGACAGACAAACACAUGAUGUUCCGAGUUGCUCUGCUCCUAAUGGUGGCCACACACAUGGUCCUCUCCUACAGCACUGAGCGUUUGGCCAACAGCAGAGUAUUGAAAAGGUGCUUCCAGUGGGUGACCUGCAAGAGGGAGCCUAAAAACAAGUACAAGCUGGUCCUGCAGGACAUGGAGGCAGACCCUAGUUGGCCUCCCGUGUCUGCCGCCCUCCAGGGUUUGUAAGGUUGGUAGGGUUGUCAGGGAGUCUGAGACACAAUCAGGCUGCGUCCACAAAUUGUAGUAUUUUAUAAAUAAUUUUAUUAGUAACGCAAUCUGAAAAGCAAGAUAUUCAGAGAAUUAUCUGUUUUAAUUAUAUCUGUAGUGAAGAUUUUGUUGAUAUAUUAAUUAAUGUUCUUCAAUUUCUUUUUAUACAUUACAUUAUUUUGGAUUUUUAAAAAGGGAAAGAUUAUAUUACUUAUAGAGCAUAACAAACAACUAAGGGAGAUUCAUGAUAUAAGGGUGGAUAUUGAUUUUAAGUGAUUAUUCUUAUAGGUUUCAUGUAAUUCGACUUUUCUGCAUGUUUUAGACAGUAUUGGAAUGGUAUAUAAUAGGCAGACAUUUGCCAUAAAUUCAAACUCAGAAGUAGCGUUUCAUUCGUCCUAGCAAAUUGGCUUUAAACACUCUUAUGUGUCACAGUGUCCAAGGAUUCCUUUUGAACUUCACUACAGAUGAAAAUUUGUGCAACCAAAAUAAUGUAAUUUCGGAGGAGGAUCUCAGGCGUCAUGUGACAUUUAUGUUAUACUUGGUGGCCCUGUUGAUGGAGUGGCUACAACACUUCACAACCAUGAGCUUCUGGGUUUGGAUCAUGGGCUAGACAAAGAAUGUAUGUAUUACUAGUGCAGUAAAAGUCCAUAAAUCCAGUUUGCAGGGGACCAACCUUUGGCUGAGUUAUUGGAGGUGUUGGUGUUGUGGAUGGGCCACAGGUGUGGACAAUUAGAUAGGACUACACCUACAUUUUUAAGUUUUCAUCUGUUCCCUAGCUGCUGAUGAAUUACUGUACAGUGUUCUGAAUUCCUAGGCUUCUCUUGCUGCAUUAUUACAAGAAUCUAUAAUAGAAAUGGCUUAUAUUUCCCACAUUGGAUCUGUGUGAUAAGGAAAGGAAGGAUGAGGAUCAUGUUUUUCCAUGAGCUGAAGAGCAGAUGUCAGCUGAGGCUGCUCCCCUCUCACCCCUCAUGUUAAUAGAUCUGAGUGUUAAGGAAGGUAAGAGAGGAGAAAAAAGCCAGGAAGGAAGUUGGAAUGAAAUGCAGGAUGUGAGUUUGUCCAGGCCAACCAGGUGUUACCAAGCACAUGUCAUAUCUUGAGACACAAAAGGAUACCAUAUUCUAAGCAGAAAAUCUUUGAUAAACAUAUACUGUUUUUGUAUUCGUUAUGGUAAGCUGGAUUGAAUGUUUAUGUAGGGCAAGCUGCCUUUGACUGGGUGCAGUAACAGUACAGUAUGUACAGUAAUGAAGUAUACAUUGUGUUGGUGACAUAAUUUGUUGUCUUGAAAAAAGUGAAUCAAAGCAUGCUUUGAAAUUGAUCAGCUUGUUUUAUAAAGUAAUGAUCCUAUACUACAACCCUUCCUUUCUCCAUCCCACCCUUCUCCCAUACUCCUUCCCGCUCCCUCUCCCUCCUGACCUCCAUCUCUCCCUUGUUCCUUCCUCUGUCCCUCCCUCUCAUAUUCUUCCCCACUCACUCCCUCCUGACCUUCCUCUCUCUCUCGUCCCUUCCACUGUCCCUCCCUCCUUUUCUAACCCCUCCCAUCUGUCCUGUGUUCAGUCAGAGGCAGCAUGCUUAGUUUGAAGUUUCAAUCCAGCUCACAUCUACCAUCCAUCCAAGGGGAAGAAUGGAGCAUCAGGAGGCACAGAUUAUCUCUGGCUGGAUACACACACAAAAAAAAGUGUAAUUGGGCUCGCCAUACUAUGAGUGACUGGAUUAAUGGAUUGUUGCUGUAACAACAUUCAUGUAGAAUACUUGAUCCUCAUCAGAGACAUGAUAAUGCAAAGUGACUGCAGAGGAAUUGUAAUUAAGGUCUAAGAUGUUUAUUGCACAUGGUCAUGAAAAGUUGUUGCACAAAGAGGAACUGUUUUAUGCAGCUUAAUUACUGAUGGAGAAGAUGUCACAAUUGGCUGGAACAAAAGAUAACAUAUGGAUUAGGCGUUUAAGUCAUUAUAGAGAGACUAAUAUCUGAUGACUAGAGGUUUUGGUUCUAAGUAAAUAUAGUGUUCAGUCUAUGAGGAACAAGAAGAGGACUCAAGAAUUUUUAUUAAGUUAAAAAUGCAGCCUUCUCAUGUUAAUGCAUGGCAGAAUCCAGAAUCAUAUGAUUCAAUGAAACCUUUUUAGCGAAGCUGUUAAUAGAAUAGAGAAUUUCUCAAAGUACUCUUGCCUUUAUUUUUAUAUGUGUAUGGAGUCAAUCAGCACAUCUACGAAAUGGAUAUAUAUAUUUUUUUAUAUGUUUAUAUUGGCGUUGGGGAGAGGAGGCUCCUUCGCCCACCACAUGUGUGGUGCAAGAUUCCUCCUCAUUUGCUUGUAUGCACAACACAAGAGGCUGAGGUUUGGGUAUGGGAAUCUCUUACCCUUUCCUGACUUCUCCCUAUAAAAAGUCAAAGACUCGGAAAUAUUAAUUGUGUGCCUCUCCAGGGUCUGGCAUGCCUAGGUAUGCAAAGUAGACUGACUAGUUUACUGUAUGGAAUGUCAAUAAAUUAUAUAUAUAUAUAUAUAUAUAUAUAUAUAUAUAUAUAUACAUAUAUACACACUUCCAAUGUGUGUGUGUGUGUGUGUGUGUGUGUGUGUGUGUGUGAGGGGAGCUGCAAGGUUGCUUAUUCAGUGGGAGGUUUUCUCUUCUGAGUAUAAUGUUUCUUGAGUCUCUGGCCCCUGCCUUGCCUGGCAUUGGGGAAGGGGUUGUCAUCUGUGAUGAUGAUUAUGUAGUCACUUCAUUGCUAAGUUAGCAAUAUGUUAGAUAAUAUAUUAAUAAGUGGUAAGCAUGAAGUUUAUAUAUAUAACACUAAAUCUACCAUUAGCCCUAUUUUCAUUAACAUUGAAGGAACAGUACACCGCUGUGAGUUUCCUUGAUUGCCUUGUGCUGGGAUGACUUUCCUGUGGAUCCUUUGCUUGACUUCAUUCUAGUGUCAUCUCAGUUGCAAAAUUUGUGUCAGAUUUAAUUUUGUCAGAUUUGCAAUGACACUUCUCAUCAUUAACUUCAUGAAUGGAGCAAAAAUAGGAAACAUUUGUGGAUUACAUUAUCAUGAGGUUAAAAUAAAUAGUAAAGUACACAUGGCAGGUGUGGUGUUGCUGGCACUCCCAUAAUAUCAUUAUUAUUCUAUUUGUUGUUACUUGUUCUUUGCACAACAGUUCAUUUAACUUUGACUUUCUAAGUCAUUCAUCUUCAGAACUUCACUUCUUUUGCUGCUGUAUUACAAGAAUCCAUAGUAGAAAUGGCUUAUAAUUUUUAUAUCAAUGCUCUUUUGUGUGUUUUAUCAACAAUUGUUCAUAGAAAUAUAUUCUAUUGAAAAACAGCAAAUAAUAGAAAUAGUAUUGUGUAGUGAUCAUUUGCUUUUAAAAUGUCCAUCUUUGUGGUGCAUGUGAGGUGCCCUUGUGAUUUUGUGGUGCUGCUGCAGAUAAAAAUGGGCACAUUUCAUUGCAGAUCAUCUGUACAUGCUGCAGUGCUAGCCUUUCGGACAACACUCCAUUUGGGUCAUAUUAAUAGUAAAAAAAUGAAAAAAUAUGAAAUACUAUUAUGUAAUGGGGUGAAAAUGUUGAAUGUAAAUAACUCUGUGAUCCACCUCAGUGGCUGGUCUUUUUCUGUCUUAUGAUUUUUUCACUCCGCCUUCCACUCUUUGGAUGUGAAAUAGCAAAUAAUGUGGGUGAUUUUUUAAUGAAAAAGAUCAAAGAAAAUAUCCAUGCCACAGAAGUCAGUCAGAAAUAAACAUCCGAGUUCUUCAGAAGAAUUUUUUGUAUUACAAUGGUAAUGAUAAUUUUAACCAGGUGAAAUGGUGACACACAGUCAUCAAGUCUAAUGUUAUCCUCUCACAACUUAAAUUUUAUGUACCAUGACUACCCUUCUAAUAAGUAUUACGUUUUUUCACAUUUGAAAGGAAUGCUGCUUACUGCAAAAUAAAGCAAUAUAAACUUUUCAUUAA
Eriocheir sinensis (Chinese mitten crab) is the source of this 7903-nucleotide messenger RNA. RefSeq names its product polyamine-transporting ATPase 13A3-like. Bases 132 to 3968 code for a protein of 1278 amino acids. NCBI's taxonomy places the organism in Eukaryota, Metazoa, Arthropoda, Malacostraca, Decapoda, Varunidae. The transcript has 25 exons. Gene Ontology annotation, molecular function: ATP binding; ATPase-coupled monoatomic cation transmembrane transporter activity; ATP hydrolysis activity. Gene Ontology annotation, biological process: intracellular calcium ion homeostasis. The record is from RefSeq and is a predicted model, not a curated record. Gene Ontology annotation, cellular component: membrane.